Molecule: messenger RNA, 2752 nt
Organism: Phyllostomus hastatus (greater spear-nosed bat)
Lineage: Eukaryota; Metazoa; Chordata; Mammalia; Chiroptera; Phyllostomidae
Gene: DRC11
Product: IQ motif containing with AAA domain 1
Exons: 19
Coding region: 248-2752 (834 amino acids)
Molecular function (GO): ATP hydrolysis activity; ATP binding
Source: RefSeq, a predicted model, not a curated record
GUCACGUUCCAGAGCCUCGGGGUAGCGCUGAGAUCCAUCUCAUCCCACUCUCUGUGCUUGCGCAUCCCUGGCUGGCACCUUUCCUUGGCCACAGUGCGAGGAUCCCCCAGACACCUGCUGCUCCUUCUGGAAGGACCACUUCCUGAGUGCCUGUGGUGGGGUCCUGAGACCUGCAACCCUGCAGGCCUUUUGGAGGGCGACAGAAGAGGUUCCGGGCAGGCGAGGGAAAGAGGGAAAGUAGCCAGCCAUGUCGAACAGAACGUACAACCAGAUGUGGCGCCAGACCCAGGAAGCCCUCAAUUCCCUGCUGGACAAAGAGUCUCAGAAGAGGGCGGAGCCUCCCAGAAGCGAAGUGUUCAUCUUCCAGAUGCUAGCCACCUUCUACAUCAAGUACGUGCAGAUCUUCCGGAACCUGGAGGACGCCUACGACCAGAUGGUGCACCCGCAGAAGCGAAUCCUGAUCCGGAAGGUCCUGGACGGGGUGAUGGGGCGCAUCCUCGAGCUGAAGAAUGAGAUGGUGGAGCUGGAGCUGGCCGAGUUCCACUACUUUGACGAUAUCUUGCAGGACCUGAAGUUGACUCCGCAACAACUGGAUAUUCCCAUACCCAAGUAUUUCUUGAAGGAGAAGGUGGAAGUCAUAAAGGAGCGAGAGAAAAUCCUGGCCCAGAUCCUGGCCGACUCCGGAGUAGGCCUGCCCAUGGUGAAAUCCCCUUCCAGGACUAUGCCCCUAGAAGACGCGGUGAAAACGAUCCAGACGGCGGAGCGGGCGCGGCAAGGCCGCCUGAGGGCGCUGUUCAUGAAGCACAUCUUCCUUCAAGAGUUCAAAGUCAGGCACUCCCGGAUCAUUGGCGAGAGAAUAGCGGAUGUGGGGGCCGCCGCCCUGCAUAUCCAGAAGGUGUGGCGAGGCUUCCAUCAGUGCCGGAAAACCAAGCUGGAGAGAGAGGAUGAGAUGGUGUUCCUGGGCAUGAACCCACCGCGCCUGCUCGACAACCUCAGCGACGCGAUGGUCCAGGCCCAGAGGGUGGCCUGCCUGCGGAGCUCUGUGCAGAGCAAGCACGAGGACAACUACCGCGAGGCGCUGGUGGCCAUCAAGGCCGACCUGAAGCUGACCGAGGGCCCGGACAUCAAGGAGAACCUCCAGGACCAGAUCCGGCGCUGGUUCAUCGAGUGCAGGAACCUGACCGGCAGCUUCCCCGAGUACCCGGACGCAGAGGACGGGGGCUCCGCCGUCAUUUUCUCCAACAAGACCCCCCAGCAGGUUAUUGAAGAUAUCAUUGCGAGCCAAGAAGAGGAAGAAAAAAACAAAAAGAAGAAAAAGAAGGCCAAGGAAAAGAAAGCCAAAAAAAGGGAGGAAAAGAAAGGAAAGAAAGAAAAAGAUAAGGAAGAAGACGAGGAGUGGAAGAUGUCCCCCAGCGUGUUCCUCCCGGCGCUCGAGGAAGGGAACAGCGUGUACAAAGACUUCUGGAAGAACAAAGACGAGUCGUGGAAUUUUGCCCAGGACUACGACCCAGAGAUGAUCAAGGAGGAGAAGCGGAAGGAGCUGGAGUCGGAGAUCCGGGUGCAGGUGGAUGAGCUCAUGAGGCAGGAACUGAAAAACCUAAAGCUGGCUGUGAACAGGGAGAAGGAGCUCCCGGCCAGAGGGAAGAAGAAGAAAGGAGGUAAAAAUAAGAAGAAGGGGAAGAAAGGCAGGAAAGGGAGAAGGGAGAAGGAUGGAGACCUGACUGCCGACAGGACCAUCGAGUCCCUGUACAAGGAGCUGGUGGAAGAGGGGCUGCUGGUCCAGGCCCUGAAGGUCAGCCUCUCGGACUACAUCGGGGAGUACAGCUACCUGGGGACCACGCUCCGCCAGGUGUCGGUGGAGCCCAUGCCCUCCCUCCUGGACGUCCGGCAGCUCGUCACCCUGUACGGGAUCCUGCCGCUCGGCUCCGCGGAGGUGCACGCGAAGGCGCCCCUGGUGAAGUCCCUGCUACUGGCCGGGCCCGCGGGCGUCGGGAAGAAGAUGUUGGUGCACGCCAUCUGCAGCGAGACGGGGGCCAACCUCUUCAACCUGUCCGCAGACAACAUCGCGGGCAAGUACCCCGGCAGGAGCGGCCUGCAGAUGAUGCUGCACCUGGUCCUCAAGGUGGCCCGGCAGCUGCAGCCGUCCGUGGUGUGGAUCGGAGACACGGAGAAAACCUUCUACAAGAAAGUCCCCAACACCGAGAGGAUGAUCGAACCGAAGCGCCUGAAGAAGCAGCUCCCCCGGAUCCUGAAGCUCCUGAAACCCAACGACAGGAUCCUGAUCGUGGGGACCACCUGCCGCCCCUUCGACGCGGAGCUGCAGUCCUUCUGCCGGGUCUACCAGAAGAUCAUCCUGGUCCCCAGGCCGGACUACGCGUCCAGAUACGUCUUGUGGAGACAGAUCAUCCAGCGCUUUGGCGGGGUCGUCACCAACACCCUGAACAUCAGCUGCCUGGCCAAGGUCAGCGACGGCUUCACGCAGGGCCACGUGGUGCAGGCGGUGCGGAGCGUGCUCACGGACCGCAGGGUGCGGCAGCAGCUGCGCAAGCCGCUCGUGGCCGUGGAGUUCGUGGCGGCCCUGAGCAGCCAGAGCCCCGUCUACCAGGAGGAGGAGGACAGCUUUAAGAGCUGGUACGCCAAAACCCCCCUGGGGAAGAGGCGGGCCUUGGCCCUGCAGGGCGGGACCCGGAGCAAGGCCAAGGAAAAAGGAAAGAAGGGAAAGAAAGGGAAGAAGGAGAAGAAGAAAAAGUAG